Messenger RNA from Triplophysa dalaica, 1297 nucleotides. RefSeq names its product proline rich 13 (gene prr13). Bases 184 to 570 code for a protein of 128 amino acids. The record is from RefSeq and is a predicted model, not a curated record. Lineage: Eukaryota; Metazoa; Chordata; Actinopteri; Cypriniformes; Nemacheilidae. The transcript has 4 exons.
CUAUUAGUGCUGUGAUCGGUGUUUAUUGAAGCUGUACAUUCUACUAAUUCUGUUUACUUUUACAACAAUUACUUUCUAAAAGCACUUUUUUUAAGUUUGUUUAUUCAUUUGUAACUAACUUUGUAAGCAGAGUUUAUACUAUUCGUUUUGGUUGUUUUAUAAGAUCAGUUGGAAGAGACAAACAUGUGGCCAAAUCAAGGACCUCAUCCACCCAAUCCUGCAUUUCCUCCAUCUGUAAACCCAGCAUAUCCAGCAAUGCCCAUCCCGCAAUACCCACCCGGACAGAACCCUGCAUAUCCACCUGGGAUGAAUCAACCUAUGACCAUACCUUACAUGACACCCAACCAACAUCCCUUUCCUCCCGGUGCUCCUGGCCCAUGUCCACCAUACCCUGGAGCAGCACACUCAAUACUCGUCCCAGUGCCGGGAAUGGACGUGCAUGGUCAUAAGAAGCACAAGAAGAUGAAGAAAGAGAAGAAAGAGAAGAAAGCUCAUAAGGUUCACAAGGAACAUAAAAAUAAGAAACAUGGCAAGCAUUCGUCCUCCAGCAGCAGCAGUGAUUCUGACUGACACCACACACAUCAGUGUUUUCAUUUCUGAAUGUCAGGGCAGAUAAACCCCUUGGCUAAUGUAGAUUGUGGUUAUUUUUGAGCGUUGAGUGUCAUAAAGGCCUGGAGUAACUGACCAUAGUCUGCUUUAUUCACAGCAAACACUUUUAGUCAGCAAAAUUCAGUAAAAGCAUUGGCAUAGAUCUCACAGGGCAUCAUGACACAAGAAUCAUACCCGUGGCCAUGAUGCUCUUCUCUUCCCGCUGACUUGCAUGAAUGUGUACUGAUGUAUGAUUUUCAAUCGUUGAUUUUUGUGAAAAACAAUGUCAAACAAACACCUGCCUUUAUUGUGAAGACAUUAAGUAAUAUUUUGGAUAUUAAUUCACUUUUGUUGAUCUUGGGUAUCAAAAUAUGACACUAAUGCGUGAAGAGUGCUGAUUGAUUGUUAAUUUGUUCUUCAAGCUGAAACUGAUCUUUGUAAUGAUUUUAUUGAUCAGUAAACACAUUCCAGCUUAUGAUAAAUAUGUAACCGUGUAUAUUUUAUAUCAUAUACCAUCAUCAUUUCGCUUCGUAUACUUAACACAUUGUUUUUUGGCGCUAAUGUUUUCAGUUUGUCAAGAAAUGAACUGACUGCUGUUGUGAUAAUAGAUUUUCACUACAAGAUUAUUGUGACUAAAAGAUUUCAGGAUUAAAAUGCUAUUGUGAUAUCUACUGAAGGGUUUUCUAAAUAAAUCAUGAUAUCAAAUUCA